Messenger RNA from Letharia columbiana, 306 nucleotides. RefSeq lists its product as uncharacterized. Bases 1 to 306 code for a protein of 101 amino acids. The transcript has a single exon. The record is from RefSeq and is a predicted model, not a curated record. NCBI's taxonomy places the organism in Eukaryota, Fungi, Ascomycota, Lecanoromycetes, Lecanorales, Parmeliaceae.
AUGGCAUCGCAGAAGACACUUGAUGCACACUAUGCAGAGCAGAUGCGACACCAUCCCAGCGGCUACGCCAUAUACGAGCCCGUGAGCAGUGCCGAUUUGAGGCCAGGCAGCUGUGGCUAUUUCGAUGACAGUGGGGAAUGGACGACAAUCGCUCAAUUGGAUAAUGUCAUAAAACUUAAGCGUGAGGGAUUUGAGCCUCCAGCGUCUCUCGAAAAGGCCGAAGACAUGGUCACUAGAAGUUGGCAUCCAAAGUGCUCAACAGGUGUGAACGCGACAGAGCUUGACUUGGGCAUAGGGAUUCCGUAA